AUGAAUAUGAUGUCUAUGAAAUGGCUCUCAUUUCUGCUGCUGCUACAGCUGACUUGCUACUUCAACUCUGGAAAUUGUGGAAAGGUGCUUGUGUGGCCAAUGGAAUAUAGUCAUUGGAUAAAUAUAAAGACAAUUCUGGAAGAACUGGUCUCAAGGGGUCAUGAGGUGACUGUUAUGACAUCUUCAGCUUCCAUUUUCAUUAAUACCAAAAAAGAAUUUGGUAUUAAAUUUGAGAAUUUCCCUGUAUCUUUAACUAAAGAUGAUUUUCAGUAUAUUUUACAGUGUUUGCUUGAGAAAUGGACAUAUAUGGAAAAAGAUUCAUUUUUGUCAUAUUUUUCAGCAGUGCAAAGUUUAUUUUGGGAAUAUUCUGAUGUUACUAUGAAGAUGUGUAAAGAACUUGUUUCAAACAAGAAACUUAUAACAAAACUACAGGAAUCAAGUUUUGAUGUCAUUCUUGCAGAUGCCAUUGGACCCUGUGGUGAACUGCUAGCUGAGAUACUUAAAGUACCUUUAGUGUACAGUCUCCGCUUCUCUCCUGGUUUUUCAUUUGAAAAGUAUAGUGGGGGGCUUUCAUUUCCACCAUCCUAUGUACCUGUUGUUAUGUCAGAAUUAAGUGAUCAAAUGACAUUCAUGGAGAGGGUAAAAAAUAUGAUAUAUGUACUUUAUUUUGACUUUUGGUUCCAGACAUUUAAUGAGAAGAAAUGGAAUCAAUUUUACAGUGAAGUACUAGGAAGACAGACUACAUUAUCAGAGACAAUGGGAAAAGCUGAAAUAUGGCUCAUUCGAACCUACUGGGAUUUUCAAUUUCCUCACCCACUACUACCAAAUUUUGAAUUCGUUGGAGGCCUUCACUGCAAACCUGCCAAACCCCUGCCUAAGGAAAUUGAAGAGUUUGUCCAGAGCUCUGGAGAAAAUGGUAUUGUGGUGUUUACUUUGGGGUCAAUGAUCACUAACAUGACAGAAGAAAGAGCUAAUACAAUUGCAUCAGCCCUUGCCCAGAUUCCACAAAAGGUGCUAUGGAGAUACAGUGGCAAAAAACCAGACACCUUAGGACCCAAUACUCGGCUGUAUGACUGGAUCCCUCAGAAUGACCUGCUUGGUCAUCCAAAAACCAAAGCCUUUAUAACUCAUGGUGGAACCAAUGGCAUUUACGAGGCCAUCUACCAUGGGAUCCCUAUGGUGGGCCUUCCUUUGUUUGCUGAUCAACCUGAUAACAUCGCUCAUAUGAAGGCCAAGGGAGCAGCUGUCAAAUUGGACUUGGAAACAAUGUCAACAAGAGAUUUGUUUAAUGCAUUGAACGAAGUCAUUAAUAAUCCCUCAUAUAAACAGAAUGUGAUGUGGUUAUCAACCAUUCAACGUGAUCAGCCUAUGAAGCCCCUGGACCGAGCAGUCUUCUGGAUCGAGUUCGUCAUGCGCCACAAAGGAGCCCAGCACCUGCGGCCAGCCAUCCACGACCUCACCUGGUACCAGUACCAUUCUCUGGACGUGAUUGGGUUCCUGCUGGCAUGUGUGGCAACUGCGGCAUUUGUCAUCACAAAAUGUUUUCUGCUUUGUUACCGAAAGUUUCUUAAAACAGGAAAGAAGAAGAGGGAGUAG
Molecule: messenger RNA, 1596 nt
Organism: Dama dama (fallow deer)
Lineage: Eukaryota; Metazoa; Chordata; Mammalia; Artiodactyla; Cervidae
Product: UDP-glucuronosyltransferase 2B4-like
Exons: 6
Coding region: 1-1596 (531 amino acids)
Molecular function (GO): UDP-glycosyltransferase activity
Source: RefSeq, a predicted model, not a curated record